Messenger RNA from Molossus molossus (Pallas's mastiff bat), 906 nucleotides. It is a transcript of the gene DPPA4, whose product is annotated as developmental pluripotency associated 4. Gene Ontology annotation, molecular function: chromatin binding. NCBI's taxonomy places the organism in Eukaryota, Metazoa, Chordata, Mammalia, Chiroptera, Molossidae. The transcript has 6 exons. Gene Ontology annotation, biological process: system development. The coding region runs from base 1 to 906 and encodes 301 amino acids. The record is from RefSeq and is a predicted model, not a curated record. Gene Ontology annotation, cellular component: nucleus.
AUGACUCACUGUCUCCUCUUUCCCCAGCAGAACUCCACAAAGAAGUCAGGGGGAGCCAAAAAGUCUUGCAAAGACUUCCAAGCAGUAGAAGUUAAAGAGAAAAAUCAGGCUGCUGAUGAACCAAGUACACAAGGAACCUCAGGGAAGGAGACCAAACGGAAGAGAUCUAUGAAAGAUGACAAAGCUGCCUGUCCACAGAAGAUGGAGCCGGGCAAUAAAAGAAUAAGAAUUCACAAGAAGAUACCAGUUCCUCCAUUGCCCGUUAAAUUGCCGCCAGUUAACCUGCUUCACCGAGACAUCGUGAGGUCUUGGUGCCAACAAUUAAAGCUGAGCUCCAGAGGCUCGAAAUUGGAAGGAUAUAAGAGGCUGUGUGAAUAUGCUUACCGUGAUCAAAAGGAUUUUCCCGCCACAGCAAAGGAAGCCAAGAUGUUGACAAAAUCACAGAGAAAACUGAAGAUGGAGAAGGGGGAAACGACUCUGGAAAGUUUGGGUCUUCCGGAAGGGAUUGCUCCCACUGAGGAGGGGGUGCCUGCUCUCGAAGGGGCCACUGCUCUCCUUGAGGGAAUGGACAAUGUUUUCAUGACCUCUGCCACCCCGGAGGCUGUGUUUGCCUCCUGGAGCAGAAUUGCAGCCCAGGCUGGGAAGGUGGAGCCCGCUGCGUCACCACAGGAGGCCUCUGAUGUCAGGUGGUGUGUGGUCCAUGGACGAAGUCUCCCUGCAGACACAGACGGUUGGGUUCAGCUGCAGUUUUAUGCUGGGCAAGCCUGGGUUCCUGAGAAACAAGGGAAAGUGUGUGCGCUCUUCUUGCUACCUGCCUGCACCUUCCCACCCCCGCACCUGGAGGACAACAUGCUGUGCCCCAAGUGCAUUCAUAGGAAUAAGGUAUUAAUAAAAAGCCUCCAGUGA